Messenger RNA from Olea europaea var. sylvestris, 2359 nucleotides. RefSeq lists its product as uncharacterized. The transcript is spliced from 7 exons. The record is from RefSeq and is a predicted model, not a curated record. NCBI's taxonomy places the organism in Eukaryota, Viridiplantae, Streptophyta, Magnoliopsida, Lamiales, Oleaceae. Bases 231 to 2153 code for a protein of 640 amino acids.
UGGCCACUCUUUCCAGCUUCUUGUGCAUCUCUCUUUCUAGCAUUACGAGCGCAUCUCCGACUCCAUAUCUCCUGUCAAUAUUGCCGCAGAUUCCGCAGUUUUCGCUGGCCGUUGACAAGUUGCUAUUCUUGGAGAGGGUAAAUAAUUUCCAUCGAAGUCACCCUUCUGACCCUGCAUCUCUAUCCCACAUAUAAACAUACAAGGAGGAAGAAUGAAAAGAAACACGUAGCAUGGAGGAGCAUUUUGAAGAAGUAAUUAAACAGGAGUGGUACAAAGAGGACUUUAAAACCAUAAUGUCUCAAAUUAAUGAACAGGAGAAUCUCCUUAGGCUCAAACGAAGGUGGUUAAUGGAUUUACCCUCGUCCAAAAGGGAACAACAACAAAUAGAAGAACUUCUACCUCCCAGUGAUAAGAUUCUGCCCGAGUCGCUGCUUAGGGAAGAUGAGGUAUGCUAUGAGAACAUCAAAACUUUUGUUGAAAAGGGUUUCGGUGUUCGUAAGUGUGAAAUGGAACACCAGUUGGCUCAAGAGGAUAUACAAAAUUUUGAUUUGUAUAAUGAUACGAAAUCGAAAUCCUAUCGCUCUGCUGCCAUAAAGGUACUGGAUGGACUUGAGGAAAUGCCUUUCAGAACAUUGAGUGCAAUGCAUAGGAAGCUGAGAGGUGUUAGAUACAGCCCUACAAUGCAGCCUCCUAAAUCUGGCUGGGGACGUGAUCGUUUAAUCAGUGUCGUAAGAGAAAGGUGCAUGAAAAUGCUCUUGGAACUCGAUGAAGGGGAUGAGACCCCAGAACCAUUAGCCAGUGCAUUGGCAGUAUCAGGCUUGACAUUAAAGCUAAUACAUAACAGUCCUUCUGUAAUAGACUUUCGGAAAUUUUCACCAGAGACAGAAGCAUUGCAAAAUGAUAUUGUGAAGGCUAUCUGGUUACUAAAUGAUGUAAAGAGAGUGAGCUUGAUUGAGCUAAAGAAAUUACAGUUUUUGCUGGAUCCUAGUACUGAAUUAUCAGAUAGAAGUUUCCGCAUGGCAGUAAGGAAUCUACUGACUGAUUAUCUAUUUGAGUGCAGUGAUAUGGACAAUGUCCCAGAUUGUUUACUUGAAACGCUUUCCAUUAUCAAUAGAAGAUCUCAACUUCCAUCUCGAAGAAAACAUGUAUCUUCAAAAGUACAUUCAUCUUCUCAUGAACUAAUGAAGGAGGAGAUAGAAAAUGAGGUAGAGUGUAUAUUAACUGCUAGCGCUCAGGCAAAACAAAUUGUAUGGGACUUUCUCUCUGAACAUAGACUAGACCAAGAUUUUGCCGAUGCUUACAUGGAGGGUUUUGAACAAAGUGAAAUGACCACUAGUUCUGAUGAUGACAGUGAAGAAGAGUUGAAUCUUCCUCAACUUUAUAGAUUUGGUUCGCACAAUCCAGAUGACCAAAUGGAAAGUAUCGGUGAGAUCAACCCGGUGGGGAGAAAUUCACCUGCCUCUACAAGUGAAUCAGAUAACUGUUCCCCAUUGCUUUCACCUAAUGAAAGCUUAAAUGUCACUCUAGAGCCUAUUCAUAUUAAUGGAGUGGAGUCAGUCGAGUCUCUUCGUUUGGUACAUUCCACUUCAUGUCUAGAAUCAAAGAUGUCUGGUGACAUGCAAAACAUGGAUAGAAAUCAGCACCCAUCAGGAAGUACUGGGGACCUGAGAAUGGCUUGUAGUAAUAUGCCGUUGACAGCUAAGAAAAAUGUAUCUACUCUACCUAUCUCACCGGAUAAAAAUUCAAGUUGGAAUGACGUUGAAAGUCAAGAAAUUUCAAUUAACUCAGCAGAAAUCCCAAAAUAUGAAUUUUCCGAGAACUUCUCAGGGGUCAAUAACCAGAGCAAGAAAGUUAAUCAAUACCUUGAGGUCCAAGAUGCUUGUGACAAGACUAUUAUGGUAGCAUAUGAUUUAAUUGGUUGUAUAUUGGAUGAAUACUCUAAGAUUGAAGACAGAGAAUUAUAUCAAGGUGACAAAUCAUAUCUCCGAAAUCGUGUUUCAGUUCCUCAGUAUUCUGAAGUCUCAAGGAAACAAAUGGCCUCUUCUAAGGAUGACAUCCUUGGUUCAACUAUUGUUCAGGCCAUUGAUGAGUUAAUACCCUCAUUUCCUGAAAGUGGAAAAGAGAAGUUAAUGAAGUUGGUGCGCAUGAUAUAGUCUUUUGUCUCUCUAUUUAUGGAGUCAUUAUUGCAUUGUAAUCAAACCAGACAUGAUUUUAGGGAUCUGGUUUAUUUAUAUGCCCAAUUUAUGAGCUAUGAGCGUUGGUUGGCAGAAUUCAGUGGAAGCAUAUGUAAGAUACCUGUAGAAAUGUACUUAGAACUGAUUGUAAGUGAGGUUAGGGAUUGAAGUUGUAAAUUUUUUUA